GUUCAUCUCGGAAGAGGGAAGGAGCAUCUCAGAGAAAGCUGCGCAGAAGUUGCAGCCCGCAGGAAAAAAGGAGAAUUCUCCCCACAACGAGGGCUUCACCUCCCUCUCUGGGCCACCAGCAUGAUGAAGGACUGCCUGCAGUUCCUCAUAGAGCCGGCCAAAAAGCUCAAGACCAGACUCAAGGAGUCUCAUAAGCGAGUGAAACUAGAGCAGAAGGAGUCGCUGGUGGAGAGUCAGUUAUUCAUCAUGGAACUGGCCCGAGAACUCAACAAAAUUUGCCAGAGGUCAAACAUCCUCGGCCACAUCUGGACCAGCGAGGACAUGUGGCCGGCCGGUGUGUGUCGGGACUUCAUCGUGGAGUGGGCCGCCGUGCUGGAGAAGAGAGUUCAGCCGAGGAUCAUCCUGUCCGAAUACCAGUACGAGAAGCCGGGAAAGAAAGACUGGAAGGAACGUCUCCUCUGCAUGCUGGAGGCCGGGGGCGAGUGUGACAUGGGCCCCCACAAGAGAGUCAUCAUGGACUGGACCCGGGGGAUCAGGAGCAGACCUCAGCCCACCAUCUGGCCGGGCGAGCCCGUGGUCAUGAUGCUGGAGGACCUGGAGUUCCAGUGGAAGAGGGGCCGUCUCCCCAACCUGCUCCCGGCCGUGGAGCUCGUCAUGCUGGCCGUGAUGAACGCCGACAGCCCCGUGAAGGAGGACGUGACGAAGCAGUGGCUGGUGAGCAAGCAGAGGAGCCAGAACGUCGACGCCGUCCGCUACAUCCCCCACAGCGUGUGGAAUUGGAUUUGCGACGCCGCAGAGGAAGUCACUCUUGACUCGGACUCGGCCAACGGCGACCUGCUCAUCUCCGGCGCCGAGAAGCGCAUGCGCUGCGGCCUGGAGCGCCGCGAGGUGCCGCGGUGCCGCCGCCGCUUCGACGGCUGGUGGUGCGCGGCGGGCCGGGACGGCUACGCCUCCGGGCGCCACUACUGGGAGGUGGAGGUGGGCGAGCGGGACUGGCGGCUGGGCGUGGCCAAGGCGUCCGCCGUGAGGCAGGGCUUCCGCUCGCUCACCACCGACACGGGCUACCUGACCCUGCGGCUGGAGAGGGGCGUGGAUCUCAAGGCCCUGACGGUGCCGGCCGCGCAGCUGCCGCUGGGCCUGGCGCCCAGGAAGGUGGGCGUGUACCUGGACUACGAGCUGGGCCAGCUGUCGUUCUACGAUGUGGAGAAGCGCUCACACCUGUACACCUACAACGAGAAGUUCACGGAGGAACUGUACCCCGUUUUCGGGACGGUGGAGGUGGUCAACGACCUGGUGAUAAGGCCUGCGGACGUCAGGCAGCCGUGCCUCUGCCCCGGGCCCUGCCUCUGGAACUGAACUGCUCAACGCACACACACACACACACACACACACACACACACACACACACACACACACACACACACACACACACACAGGGCUCUCAAGUUUUGAAGACAGGCAAGCGUGAGAUUUCCAUCAGCACCCGAUACAGCUGACCGUUGCGCGCGCCGGCAUCGAGCCGAAAAGAGUUGUUGAGGGGGGGGUGCUAGUGACUAUUUUUUUGCUCCAUCCCAAUGCGCGCAGACCGGCGUCGGAGCUCUGCAGCGGAACAAUCGAUCGGCGUAUUGAGCACCCCUGCAUUCAAGCAUUAAAUAGCCGAGAGGUUUUUUCAGCGUGAGGAAUUCGAUGUGUGCCGGGAGUGCGUGAGAUAAGACCGAAAUGCGUGAGUCUCACGCUCAAUGCGUGAGACUUGAGAGCCCUGCACACACACACACUUCAAGUCACUCCUCACACGUGAUCCCCAGCCGCCAGGAGAGUCUGUGCUUUUUAUUUUUGAGCCAUGUGUGCCGGUUCUGGACUCAAAAGUCGGACUCCUCCAGCAAGGGGUUGGAUUACCACGCGAUGCCACACGCCACCAUCAUCAUCAUCAUCAUCGUCCUGCUUCACUCUUUCUGUUACUCUGCCUUCACGGACUAUUUGGGU
Pseudoliparis swirei is the source of this 1983-nucleotide messenger RNA. RefSeq lists its product as uncharacterized. NCBI's taxonomy places the organism in Eukaryota, Metazoa, Chordata, Actinopteri, Perciformes, Liparidae. Gene Ontology annotation, molecular function: protein binding. Bases 121 to 1356 code for a protein of 411 amino acids. The transcript is spliced from 10 exons. The record is from RefSeq and is a predicted model, not a curated record.